CAUGGCGGCAAGGGAUGCGCUAAUUUUCGUGAGAAGUGAAAUGACUGGUGAUCAAUGAUUUUUUGGAAGAUGUCGUCGUUGAAGUUUCUCUCUAACUGUCGAUAUAUCGCGUCACCAUUUACGAAUGUACAAGAUCUUUCCUGGAGGCUGCUUAUGAGGAAAUUCGGUGUACAUCUGUGCUUUACGAAUGCUGUGAAAGCGUUGGACGUAAUACAAGAUGCUGAAAAUACACGAGACAAUUUACUUGGUAUUUCAGCGUUGAGGCAGGAGGAUCGACCAUUGAUUGUUCAGGUACAAGAUUAACUUAAGUAGAGAUUGAGGUCUCCUCCAGUGCAUGGCCACUUAUUUCUUGAUCUUACAUGAACCACGAUAACUAGUCUUCAAGGCAUGUUCUUGAGUGUCUUUGUAAACAUUCUGACUUGAAAAUCGCCAUUUUUUGGGUGUACACCUGUAGUUGUUUUCAGAAGAACCUGAAAUUUUAGUAAAGGCAGUGAAUGGAUUGGAGGGCCUUUGUGAUGCUGUCGACAUCAGUAACAACUUUACCACUGACAGUUUGAGUGACCUCCCCGUUGACAAACAGCAUGACAAGUGGAGCUCGUGGUUGAGUUGUAUUCAGAGAGUUCACCAAGAGUGUAAAAUGCCUAUUAUGUGCAAGCUUCCUUUUAAUUGGCAAACAACUGACGAUCCUAUCCCUUAGAGAACUCGCCGAUUCGUUAGAAUCACAAGCAGACCUCGCUUUGUCUACAAUACUCUGGCAAUUUAUCUCUGCUUUGUAAUGCUUCUUGUGUGAAUCAACCACUGUAUUGUAGCAUCGUUGAAUAACAAAUGUGGCAACACCGAGGAAGAACACUGCAAUUAAUCAAAUCAAUUUUGGAGAAAUAACAAUCAUCAUGGCGGGAAGAAGCAAAAUUUUUAGUUCGCCUAUACUUUGGUUUCUUUUUGGCUUUUCUCUGUACAUAUUGGCAUGUUUAAGUGGCAAAGAUGCACACAUCGGACUAGAUAUGCGCCUCGUCAAAGUAAACAAGCAAAGCUGGGAUAAUCAUUGGUUUUUGAAACCGAUAUCUUCCAUUUUGUUUCGACUCAAUAUCCGCCAUAUUGGAUUCGUGUGGAAAGCUCGAGUCAGAUUCAGGAAUUCGAGAGUCAACUACUACAGCAACUCCGAUGCAAGCUUCAACUUUGAAUAUUUACAACUAUGUGGCGACAUAUGUCCUAACCGGGGCCUGCUUCCCCUCUGUUUGAUGCACUUCACGUGGUGAGAGACAAUGGAAAGCAAGGAGUAUCCAUCGGUCACUCGAACGUGCGAGGCCUCCGUAAGAACCUCCCCUCAAGUGAAAAUACUUUUACAGCAUACCAACCUGGAUAUCCUAACCAUUUCUGAAACGCAUCUGACACAAGAUAUAAGCGAUAACGAAGUAAACAUCGAUGGAUACCGAAUUCUGAGAAGAGAUAGGUCACACAAAGUAGGAGGCGGAGUCGCUAUUUACUUUAACAUUAGCCUAGAUUGUGUACGUAUAUCCAAAUAUGACAACGACGGCAUUGAAGCUCUCUGGAUUGAAUUGAAAGCUCACUCGCAAAGAUUACUUGUGGGUUGUGUAUAUAUAGACCUCCUGACGUUACAUCUUUCUUUGAUGAAUUCAACCAAGUAUUGAGUACAAUUUGGAUGUCUCGCAGGAAUGUUGUGAUCGCUGGUGACUUCAAUUCAGAUCAGCUUGCUACUAAUGGAAAUGGUGCGAAAUUCAAACGCAUCUUACAAUCUUAUAACUUUUGUAACAUCAUAAAAGCACCCACAAGAACCUCAGCACAUUCUAACACUUUGAUCGAUCUGAUUUUGACUAUCAAUACCUCAAAGGUCUCAAAGUCUGAUGUGAUUGAGUAUUGCAUAGCUGAUCACAAAUUCAUCUACGUUAUCUACAAGCUGAAGAUCAGGAAUCCAAAGCCUUUUAUUAAAUAUGUCCACAACUUCAAGAACGUGUUGGAAAACCCGAAAGACUUCAAACAUGACCUGGAAAGUGCUCCCUGGUGGGUCUGUUCCACCUUUGAGGACUUGGAUGACAUCACUUGGGCUUGGAAUUGCAUGUAUAAUAUUAUUGCAAGCAGUCACAUUCCCUUACGUAAAGCCAAGGUUAGAAAAAAUUCACUACCUUGGAUGAACAGUGAGAUCCGGAAAGAGAUGAAUAAGAGAUAUAAACUUCUGAAAGCCUGUGAUGGCACACCCGCUACUAAUAAACUCUGGGUUGAUUACAAAUCCUCUAGGAACAAAGUAUCUAAGAUGCUACGACGUGCUGAAGCUCAAUAUUGGAAAAAGAAAUUUACAGAGACCAAGGACUCAAAAUCUUUCUGGAAAACUGUGAACGAGGCCACUGGAAAACCUAAGAAUAAACAUAUUGGCCCCCCAGAGAUGCUGAAAAUAAGGAAAUCACAAAUGACUACGAGAAAGCUGAACUGAUUAACUCUUACUUCAUAAAUAUUGGCAAGGAACUAGCUGAAAAAUUCCCCGAAGUUGAUGAUCCCCAUCAAUUCAUGUACAGAGUUACCCCCACUGUGCAGGUCUUGGAGGUCAACAUCAACAAACUCAAAACUGAUAUCAAGACAAUUAAAAUUAACAAAGCAUCUGGUCCUGAUGGCAUCUCUUCUCGUAGCUUAGCUAUUGCAGGAACAUCCGCCCUAGAGGGCAUUGUAACUGUUUUCAAGAGCAGCAUGGCUCAGUCCAGCUUCCCUAACACAUGGAAGAUUGCAAAAGUUAAUGCAAUCUUUAAAAAGGAAACCCAGCAGAUGUUUCAAAUUAUAGGCCAAUAUCACUUUUAAAUAUCCCCAGCAAGCUGCUCGAAAGCCAGAUCUGCAACAUAAUUGAUACCCAUCUGAACAGCUGUGGCAUAAAAAGCUGUAAACAGUGGGGUUUAGCAAGGGACUAUCAACUGAAGGAAUGCUUACCUCUAUGACUGAAGGAUGGAAGACAGCAAUUGACAAUGGUCUGACAGUUGGAGCAGUCUUUAUUGACUUCCAGAAAGCUUUUGACACUGUCCCCCAUUAUAUUUUAUCGCAUAAACUACACGCCAUUGGAAUAUCAGGAUCUCUUCAUGAAUGGCUAAUGAGCUAUCUUACUGAUAGAUGUCAAUUUGCUGAAGUUAAUAAUUGCAGGUCGGUCACUGACUAUGUGCGAUAUGGAGUCCCUCAAGGCUCGCUUCUUGGCCCCCGGCUCUACACCAUAUAUGUUAAUGAUCUCCCUGACCACAUCGACUCGGGAGAUCUAUACAUGUAUGCAGAUGACACUACAGUUUACUGUAUUGGACCAAAUGUUGACCAGGUUAUGUUGUCACUAAAUAAAUCAUUGGAGCAAGUUCUCCUGUGGAGCAUUAAGAAUCAGCUAACCAUCCACCCAAUUAAAACUGAAGCAAUGAUACUAAGUAAAACCUCUUUUUGUUGGGCCUAUACCUCCCUCCACUUUAACACUGGCCAUAUCGACCUGGUUAAUUACACCACUUGUCUUGGAGUUAAAAUUGACAAUAAGCUGACAUGGUCUGUGCACAUUGACUCAGUGAAGAAAUCUUUUACGCAGAAGGUUGGAGCGUUGAAGAGAAUGAGAAUCCUUCCGAAGAAGGUUCUCGAGGAAAUAUACUUUAAAAACAAUUAUCCCCAGUGUAACGUAUGGAAUUUCGGUAUGGGGAAAUUGUUCUCCUUCCGCACUGAACUCUCUAAACCAUAUUCAUGCAAGAGCAGCUCGUAUUGUGAAUAACCUCGACUCAACGAUGGCAGAUGACACAUGUCUCAUGAAAUCCGACUGGCUGCCCAUCUCUUACUUCUAUAAAAAAUCUGUACUGUUCCUCUUGCACAAAGUAUAUUUUGGAACAACGACCCAGUCGAUAUGUGAACUGUUUUCUAAAAGAGUUUCUUCUAGAUCUUCUCGUGUUCCUAACCAAUUUAAUGUCAUUAGAUUUAGAUCAGAGACCGGCAGGAACUCCCUACGAUACAGAGGUCCUGUUAUUUGGAAUUUUGUAAAUAGAUUAGUUAAAGUACCUGAAAGUUUUUAUUCUUUUAAACAAAUCUUACGUAAACAUGUUAAGACUAUUGACAAUUUUUCAUUUGAGAAAGAGGCAACAGUAGUUGCCAACAGAAAGGACCAUUUCAUUUACUUUUAGAUUUAUAUGUUAGUCUUAGUGAACACCAUUUUAUUUGUAUAUAGUAGUUCUAAGUUAUUAUUGCAAUUUUUUUUAUAUAUAUGUAAUUCCUAAUAUUUAGUAUAGUAGGUCCACAUCAGCCCUUUGGCUGCCUUUCACACAACCUACUUAUCAAAUAAAGAAUGUAUGUAUGUAUGUAUGUAAGCAGUUGAGAGGGGUAAAUCACUCCAUAAGGUUGGAUGUGAGGUAUGAUAAUUUUAAAGGAAUUGUGUAUCAUCAAAUGAAGCUGUGAGUUGAUUUACUAUUUAGUAUUAUUAAACAAAGCCCUUUCUAUGACAACUGAAGGGGAAAACACACGUGUACACUGCAUGAUAAGUUCAAUUUGAAUUUAGCUAUCCAUUCCCAAAAAAAAAAAAGUAAUCAAAUAUGACAAAAAGCAGUGUGACAGUUUUCGAUUAAAAAAAAGGAAAAAAAGGAGCCUUUUCCCUAUUCCCACACUUUCAAGUAGGAUAUUGCACUCUGAAAAUGUUUUUUUUGGGAUAUCCUGCACUUAUUUAUUUGAUUUACUGGUACUAACAUAUUUAACCAUAUAAUGUUAUAAAUGUUGGGUUAAAUGACGAUUGUCUUGUCUUGAUGAAAACAAAAUUAUACAUUACAAAAAAAAAAAACAAACAAACAAACAAACAAACAAAAAACUGUCUCAUUUUAGUGAAAAAUGCUUAAAACCCAAAGAGGCUAUAUUAACCCUAGAAAUUAAGUUAUUUUCAUCUGGCCAUAUAUUAUGGUCACAGUCACCAUUUUCAAAGUCCCAUAAGCGAAACUGGAAGAUGCAGUGCUUCAAUGGCUGGUGUAAUGGGCUCAGGAUUGAAAGAUUAUAGGGUUCAAGUCUUGGUCAUAGUCUCUGUGUCAUGUCCUCUGGCAAGGUACUCUUCUUUCAAACCACUUCUCUCCAAUGCAGAGUAUAAAAUUAUGACUCCCAAACUUCCAGAUAUGUGUAUGUAUAUAAACAUUUUGUAUGCGUGAUGAAGUGGUGGGGUGUUACCCACUAUGGACUGAUAUUUUGUCCAGAAUGAGUACUCAUGUUUUAGAACCUGUGAUAAGCUCUCACAGCUAUUUAAGUUAGUGUUAUUUAUAUGUAGCCUUUUUGCCACUUAUUUUACACAUACAGUCAGAUAUUAUCUCAGCCUUUAGCUUAACCCUUUAACUCCCAAGAUCUCAUUAGUAAUUCUCCUUACUGUCUGCCAAAUGAUUUUCAUUAUGUUAGUUUGGAGAACUUGGUAUUAGAUCAAUUAGUGAUCCCAUAAUUGAUAUUUUUCUUUGUUCUAAUCACUUGUCUGUAUGAUAUUGUAUAGAUAUAGUAAGGAGAAAUUCUGUCUUGGUCACUCACAGGAGUUAAAGGUUUGCGUUACAGGUGUAAGUCUGCCUAGCUUUUUUGAUUUGUGUUUUACUAAUUUACAUUUGACCAAUUUUAUUUUUGUAAGCUUUUACUACUCCACAAACACAGUGCAGAGAAGAUUAAUGCCAGUAUUUCUAAGAAGGACUGGGAUUCAGUCAAAGUAAUCCGGUGAGAGCUUAAUUGGUGUUUUCUAUCAAUCUCUAGAAUAUAUGUCUGUCUGAGCUCUUGACUAUGAGUUGUUAGCUGUGGUCACACUACAGACUUUAACUAUAGGGAAAUUGACUUACAGAGGACAAAUUUCCUGAAUUCACCCAUGGUAAAUCUAUCUUGGGUUUCAAUUUCCCAAGAUCAGAAGGUAACACCAGCCUUUGUCACUGGUUUCUGGGUACAAUACAACAAAACAGCAAAAUAUUUGGGGUGCAAAUCACAUUGUAAACAUGCUUGAACUCAAGAAUAUAAAUGUUUUUUUCUCUAAAUUCUUUUUAAUUUUUACUUUUUUUUUUCAAGGAGCAUAGCAUAGAGUUGUUUUUCUACAAAAUUUAAUUGUUGGUGUGCACAACAAGGGUGACAAGCCAUAUCCCUAGCCAACAACUGUGUCAUCAUCUCUUGAAUGUUGGCUGAUUCUAGGACAAAAAUUAAUAUUUUGAUUGGGAACAGAUCUCAAAGAUUUUGAACAUUGGAAGAAAAUGGUGGAAUACUCCUAAAAUUGAGAUUGAUACAAUAUCAAUUGAAAUUUAAAUCACAUGAGAGUAAUAAAUCAUGCUAUCAUAUGAUAUGGAAAAGAACGCAUUGCAAUUUUGGGGUUUCAAGUUCCCAUUCUGUUACUCUAGGGUUGCUGUCAUGGGGAAACCUUUUGUUUUCCUGAUGGAUCCUAGCUCCGUAAGCUAAAAUUUCCCAGAGGUAAUUUACCUUCAUAAAAAUUGGUCAAACCAGCAAAUUUAAGUUUCUCAUGGGUGGACUGUCAUCAAGUUGGUAGUGUGUAACCACAUCUAUUAUUGACUAUUUUUCAGAGAGUCUGUUUCCCUUCCAAUAAUUGUUGAUGUUGGUUUAUCCUCUAAAUGGGAAGUCGAUGAAUGUAUAGAGUACACAGGAGUUCAGGGUGUGACUGCCUCAGGUAAUGCUUCAAAGUAGUUCUGUCCUUGGGAUGUUAAGUCCACAUGUACAACCAGCGGCAAAAGUAGUUGGCAAGCCUCCCCUUAUUAGGAGGCUGUCAACCCAUCACUCAACGUAAUAAACAGAGGUCUUGUAAUUCAUCUUCAAUUUGUUACUUGAAGGUCCCCCUUUUCCCUCCAAACAAUGUUGUAGGAAAUUAGUGUCCAUUUUGUGAAUACCAUGAAACAUUGAAAUGGGGCAGAGAGGGAGUGAAAGUUUACAGAAAAAAUUAAAAAAGUAUAACAUGUGCCAUGACUCUUGCCACUCACUGUAGUUAGGAAAAGGCUGUGAAUAAUUUGACCCAUAAGUAGCGCAAAGGAAACCCCAUAUCAUUACUCAUUAAGGACAGGUAGACGUAACUUGUGUUUUGUUUAUCAAGAUUGUAUUUUGUCCAAAUUUUUUAGAUGCAUGUAACUUUAUGUGAUGCUCAAGUGACUCAGCAUAUACAUGUAGCUAUGGAAUGUUACAGCUUAAUACAUAAAUGUUCUUGUUAGACUUCAAUUUCAGCUACAACCUUUUACCUAGGUAGCAGAUUUGAAUAUUGCGUUCUUCAAGCUUUUUCCUUUCUUCUGCCAUUAUUGUUAUUAUUUUUUUGUUUUUCUUAAGAGUCUUUGGAAGGUAACCCAUCACUUUUCUGUAAGAAACAGCCUCCAGUGUUAGAUGUGGUCAGGCAGUACUUGGAACUUUGCAAAGUCCAUCCUACAUCCAUUUCUAACAUCAAACAUCAUAUCAAUGGAUUUUGUGGAUUUUAGUAAGGAAACGAAAAUCCAUUUUUUUUAAUCAAUUUUUUUUUACAUUUUGUAUCUUUUUGGUCAAGCAAUAAUAUUGUAAUGAUCAUGUCACUGGAUAUUUUCCUUGAUAAUUUGUACUUGUCUUUAGUUUAACCCUUUUGCUUCCAAGACCCAACUUGAAAUUUUCCCUUCUGACUGACUUACAUUUUCUUGAGAAUUAGACAGGAGAAUCUGGUGUGAUAUCUAGAUAACACCCUCCAGAUGAUAUCUUGGUUCUUGCAACCUGUCAUCCAGAUAACAUAUUUGAAUUACAAAGAGAAAUUACAUGUUUAUCACUACUAGGUGUUGGAGAGUUAAGCAGAGCCCUGACAUUUUUUUCGUACUAUGUUUAAAAAGUCUCAGUAGGUUUCAUGAUUUGAGCACCAGCCUUAAAGAGGUACAGAGCUUAGAGGGCAUUGAACAGCUGAUGGAGGAAUUAGGAGAAAAUAUUUCUAAGCUUUCUGUAAGUUUUCACCAGAAAAAAGUACUAAAUUAUGUUUUUUUUUUCAUAAUUAAUAUUCCUCUUGAUUCCUUUUCUUCGCUGAAUUCCUUCGCUUUUGACACUUACGCAGAUGCAGAUGUAACUUAUAUAAGUAGGAAGAUGCAAGUGACUGUGUAGUUUUGUCGUACAGUUUAGGCAGGCGUAAGAUACAAAACCAAACCCUCAGUAGACAUCCCUCUUAAGCCUCCAACAAAUCAAUCCAUUAAUCAUUCAAUUAGUCAAUCCAUCCAUCAAUCAGCCAUUAAAGCAUAAACAGCCGAGAAACGUCAGCUACUGCAGUGCCUCUCAACAGUACGUUGACAGUCUCGACUGAAACUCGAUCCUCGACGAUUGAGAGUAGAGGCUCAGGGAGCGAGAAUCGAGAAUCAAUGAUCGAGGAUCGAGACGCGCGAAGAACUUUUCGAGAUACUCGAUCGGAGAAAACGAUUUUAUUCUCGCAUGUAAAACAAUAGCAAUUUAAAGGACAGAGCGCCACACACGCGGCUUUAUGACACAGAGGCCACUCGUGUACAACACGGACGACGUCAGUUUUCCUUGGUUUCGGAAUUACGUGUACCAACAAGUCUAAAACCAACCAAUAAAAAUGUAAACAAUCACAUUCCCACGGACACCGUGCUUUGAGGUUCACUAAUAUUGCGUUCGUUGUUGUUAUCGACGAGACCGUAAUACUUACAAAAAAUAAUUUUAAAUCGAAGAUAUCUUGCUAAAUUGCAAUGACUGUAUGAAGAAAAAUUUAACCAAUUGCACAGACAACAUUUCCUUGCAUAAGCACCCACGCUCCAUUAAGCGCCCUUGCCCCCACUUGGGCAUAAUGUCAAACAAGCACCCCUCUUUAAUCAGCGUUCCUUCCUCCCUCUCUUUCUUAAAUAGUAGGGAUACAAGGUAAACUUGUUUUUAAUGCCACCUUAUUUAUACCUUUUUAAGGUUUAAUUACAGCGGAAUCAGUACGGGAGAAUAAUAAGCGCCCCUCGAUUAAGCGCGCCUCUUCAGAUAAGCAGUAAUACGGUACAUCAAUCACGAUUACUGUAGUAUGUCGCCGUGACGUCACCAUCUCGUUCCCCAGACGCGCAGACAAACAAGCUUAUUGACGAUUGUACAGCAAAGAUAUAUUUCCCCACUCUUGUUCCUGUCGAGCCGCGUGAAGAAAAACUAUCGAGAACAUUUACUGUCAUAAAUGCUGUUUAGUUUGCAUAGUUUGCUUUCUUUUACAACACAGGGAAAAGAAUUAAAGUCUCUGACAAGCCUGAGAAGGAAGAAGGUAAUGAUUUAAGAUUUAUUUGCACGUUAUUGUAAAAAUAUUCUCUAAGUGGUUCACUUUGCACAAUAAAUACUCUCUUUUCUUGUCAGAAAAAAGCUGCUUGUAACAGUAAGCGCUUUUAACUUUCAGGAGUGGAGAAAGCGAGGACGAGACAGAAAGAAGGAAGAGGGGACAAAAGUUGUAAAAGGUGCAGUAGCCAAAAAAAACAAAAAACACUAAAAGAACAAAGGACAUUGGAGCGCUUUUCGAUUGAAAGUUGUGAAACCAAAACCAAAUCAUUACAAUGGCCAAUCAGAAGAAAGGAAAAUACCCUGAAGAGCCAAUGAGAACUCAAAAUGAAACCAACCAAUAUGUCCAAAGCCCGGGAAAACUCUACAGACCAAGUCGUGAUUGGUUUUAGUUUUGCAUCUGAUUGGUUGAGGGGGUGACGCGAGUGUUUCUGGUCCAAUCACCGAGGGAAGUAAAUAGAAACAAAGGCAAUCUCGGAUUACGUUCGACGCCCAUCGACUUUGACAAGGGCAUUGUAACAGACGUUUGUCACCAUAUUGACCGUGUAACUUAUAGAAGUCCGUAGUUAUCCUUUUCCCUUCAGCGGGGCAUUUGAUGGGAUAUCUUGUUUUCCCUUCUUUGAAAUGAUGAAGAGAUUAUUUGCGUAUUACUCGUUGUUGAAACAACGGUUUGAGAUCUGAGUAAAACAUGAACUUCGCCUUACUACCAGAAGGCAAUUUUGUCUGAAAAACAUUUCAUGGACAUACCAUGAAUGUCACAUAAACUUAUGCCUCAGCGCCUGAAUUUCGGUACUAGAUCUGGCCAUAAGGAUUUUCUUGAAAUUGACUCUGUCAGCGACUUUCAAUUCUGAUUGUGUGUGUUGUGCAGGGCAGAUUCUGAUGUAUCUCCAUUUUGCUUUUCCUUUUCUUAAUCUAGAGAGAGACGAAAAUCACAUCCCAAAAAUUGUAUUAAAAAAACUUCAGAAAGAGCGAGUGGGAAACGCAAUGAAGUCUGAUGCUCAGAGAGUGGCCAUUGAUUUUACCGUAAUAGACUGUAUGCUUAAUAAGGUGAGAGCAUGUGACGAAAUGACCAUUUAAGUCGUCUUGUGUGUCAAUUAUAAUCAGCGUCAAUAUUCAUCAUUUUGGCUCAGAAACUGAUGUUCAUUUUACGAUAAUAAUCUUUAUUUUCUUUUGUCGUCAAACUGAGAAUGAUAGCUUCACACGUCCAUGCGCAGUUUCUGGAGAAUUCCCCAUCAUUUGUCGACUUAUAGUUAACCAACUCUACUUUACAGAGAUUUUCGAACAUAAUAUGCCAAUUUCUAUGAUGAUUCGACUGGUGUCUUCAACUGAAGAAAAUUAUGGGUAGCAAGAGAGGAUGAAGUGUAGCUAGUGAACAGGAAAAUUCCCAUUUUCACACGACAUUAACUAUUGUAACAGGAAAUAUCCAAACUCGCUGGUCAAUUAAUGCGACUGUAUGGUUGCAAUAUGAAGUCGACGUCUCCAGUUCACCUUUACCUGACGGGACUGGAAACCGGCGGUGUAGUGUACCGUGAAUGUGAAAGACAGUCGUUCGACUUCACUAAGAUAUUGGUAAGUGAAUCCCGAAUUCCUGCCCUUGUAAUACAAUUGAAACGAAAACGAUGGAAACUCUCUCAUGAAAAUGCUGGAUUAAGCCCGUGAUUCCAUUCGGUGGAAUCGCCGUUCAGGGAACAAUGUCGGAACUGAAAAAGUUUCUCUUGUAGGUAGGUGUCCUCAAUCAACACAACAGUUACAGGUUAUAGGAGCAUUCUAGUUUUCAGUCGGAAGAACUAUAGUACCAAGGAGACACGGGUUCGAAUUCUGUCGAUGCCUGAAUUUUUUCAAGCUUCUUUAGUGCACUUUUUUCUUCAUGAAGUUCACUUACUAGGAUCGUUUCACAGGGAUUAGGAAGGCCGUGCGCCAUGCGCGUAUGGCGCAUAAAGCUACGAAAUGGCCCAUUAUAAAAAUACUUACCGGGCCUGUGAUGCGCCCUGACCACACAAAGCUAGUGAAAUAUAAACUAUUUUGUGAAAAGGAUUUUCAUUUGUAAAAGUUUCACUUUGGUGAGACAUAAACAAGCGAAAAACUACGGUGCCCUCGCUCGUUUGAUCACGCUCGCUUCAUUAUUGUUCCCAGAUCCUGAACUCGGACUUUGCAUGCAAACGAGGCUAUUGCUCGGAGUUCCAUGUGCUUUCGUUUUCAAGCAGAGUUCGAGCGUUUUCGUCGCUUUGAAUGUAUUUGCAUCGAUUAGCCUCAUGCCUCCGAAAAAAAUCUUGAGAUUGGACAGCUCGCAGAGAACGUUGUCUACAUUUUUCAACACAACAGCGGAGCAGAAUCGUGAUACUGUGAGCGAAAACGACCGUGAAACGGACGAAACAGAUGGUUCAUAGGUAUAGACUGUAAUACACAAGCAAUAAACCGUUGUUAAAUUUUUACUGGCCCAUUUAUUUACCCUAAUGGCCCAAACGUUUUAUAAAUGGCCCAUAACUUUCCAAUGAUAGGGGCCAUAGGCUCAUUUGCCUGUUAAACCUUCCUAAUCCCUGUUUCAUCACUCGCAGGUUCUUCAUAGUACGACUCAAGAUUUAACUGUUAUUUCGUUUUCUCAGGCGAGCGUGUCAGAGAAAAGCUAUUUGACUUUGUUUGACGCUGACGAUGUCGUGUAUUUGACACCAGACUCACCAAAUGGUAAGAAUCUUUAAAAAAGUACACUUUUGGUUCCACAAUAUGCGAGCUGUAGGUGAAUUACGGCCAAAUCUGCCGAACUGUAAGCCUAUCAAUUCUCCCAUCUCCAACGAUAGACUUCGCCGUCGGAGUUGCCGCCUCCGUAGCAGCGAUAGUUACCACCGAUCAGUCGCACCUUUACGUACAGUGGCCACUGAGCUGUCCCACCCGUGACUGACACGUUAGGCUAUGUCACGGUCUCUGCAAUAGUUACCACGCCGCUUCUUGCACUUUCCCUCUCUAACUGUUUUUUUUUCCCGUAAAUUUUUUGUUUGUCGUAAGGGAUCAAAGCCUCGUCAUUUCAAGUAGGAAUUAAAAGCGACCUCUAACAAGCCCUUAACCUCAUCCUCGAACCAACGAAGGCAAACAAAUGCUCUCAUUUCAGGCGGUAGAUCGGUCAAGACAUUCCUUAUUAUUGGAAAGACCUCUAUACAUUCUCUUUUGAUAGAGAAGUGAAUCGUAAUUUGUGGUCAGAAAAACGUCAUAAGUAACUUGAGUGGAAAUUCUAGUUUCUGUCAUACGAUUUAUUGGUACUUUAAAUAUUUUUCUGGUUUCUUUCUCUCUUACUGCUCUUUUUGAUAAAAAAAAAGAAACUGACUCAGUUCAAAUGAGUCGCUCUGACGAAGGGCUAACGCUCGAAACGUCAGCUUUUUCACUUUUUACGGUGGCCAAUUUACGUUUUCGACUCAGUUGUUAACACUAAAUUACCUGCUAUACUCUCCCACCGACGCAGCACCACAGUUUCUUCAGAAACUUAUCCCCUUUAUUCAGUUCAAACGAGUUAGCUCGAAAACUUCACAGUUCCUGUAGCCUCUAGGCUCCAGUAAUGAUUAAAGUAUGCUUUUUAAAAUGUUGACGGUUAAUUAUAAAAGUUUUAUUAAUUAUUCAUUGUAUUAACUCUUUGUGAGCGAUAAAAGAUUUGUUUUUUGUAUAUGAACAACGUUUUGUCCUUGAAAUUUCAGUGCUGGAUCAACUUAACAAAGACAAAGUCUACAUCAUUGGCGGACUUGUAGAUCAUCAAGUGCGGAAGGUAACACUCUGUCCACACCCUUCGAUCUGAAGAGUUAGUCAGCUUCUUUUCUCCUGUCACCAUGAGAGCAUUAUCUAGCUGCUUGAUAAAAAUGAUCAACCUGGCCCCGGUUGUUCGAAGAUUGGAUAGCACUAUCCACUGGAUAAAUCUCUAUCCGGUGGAUAACGCUAUACGUUUUGCUAUCACAUAUAGCGAUUUAUCCGUUGGAUAGCGUUAUUCACCCUUUAUACAACUGGGCUCUGGUUGAAUUGUUCCAACGUAAUAACAUUUUUUCGGAUCCUUCACAGGAGGAUUUGCUAUUCAGAUCGUUGAAGUGAAUGGGUUCAGAUUAAAACUGCUUGGAAGUUAUUAUUUGGUUGUCAGCUGGAAGUUUAUGUAGAGUUGGAUAGACCGCCGAAGGGAAUAAUAAACAGCUGAUAUUUCAAGUGUCACGCUUGCAUUUGAGGAGCGCGGGGUUUUGUAGAUUGUAUAUGUUAUCGGAACAAUUUUCAAUGGAAUGUCGACAGUAUUCCGGGGCUGCUUUGUUUCUCUUUUAAUUUGCUUUGUGAUUGGUCCAGAAAACUUGCGCCACUCUCUUAACCAAUCAGAUGCAAAACUAAAACCAAGCACGUCUUGGUCGCUAGCGUUUCCCGCGCUUUAAGCUGUUUGCUUUGGGUUCUCAUUGGCUCCCAAAGGUAUUUUCCUUUCAUCCCAGUGAUAGGACGUUUCGAUUACUUUGGUUUUGAUUUUACAACACUCAAUCGAAAAAGCUCUCUAUAUAGUGGAGAGUAGAUUUAUUAUAGUAUACACGGCCAAGGAUGAUGCACGCAUUAAGUGAUGACAUCAUUUAUUUUUUAUUGAUCAUUUUGAACUAAAUUCACAUUUCCUGAGUUGAUGACACUUUUUAAAGUCAGUAUACUGUGUGUUUGGUUUGCAGGAUAAGACGAAGUCGCUAGCAGAAGAGAAGGGUUUGUGCACAGCGCGGCUGCCUAUCGACAAGUACAUGGAAUUAAAAGACAUUUCGCCCAAGAAGAAAAAGUCCGGAAAGCACGCUUUUUCAAUCGUGCUCAGUGUGAACCAAGGUAGCACCUAAGAAUUCUAAAUCUUGAGCAGACUUGACUGUUACAAAUGUGCUAAUGUGACGGUGAAUUGCUAUUUAACUCUUAAAAUCGAUGCAUUUUGCGGUCCAAUUAUUUGGCAAUAGACACAGACGUGGUGUAACACUGUCAUCAAAGCGUACGGACUGGUGGUCUUGCAGCCAUCUUGUGACUACCAUAUUUCUCAGGUACGCAUGCUCCCAUCGCGCGCCUUGCUCAUAGGAGCUGUUCUCUACUUGCAUCACUUAAAUUGCCUCAAUUUUACUCGUUCGAGUAUUACUGUAAACAUUUAUCUCUCUUUUACAACGCGCCGCAGUGUAUUUAGCUCGGGGGCAAAUAUGACCGAACAAAUUAAUGAGAAAAGUUGCGCAUAUUUAUUAGUCUGAGGCAAACCAGUUGGUUGUUUACAAGCAUAGCUUUGAAUGCCGACUGGGGAUCAUGGGUUGCGCUUUCAGAGUGGUUAUCGUCUGGCCGAGUGGAGAACGGCGAAGAUAAAAAUUUGACCACCACACCAUUCCCGCGAUCGCUUCGUACCGCAAGGUGCAACCUCGUUGCGUGACUAGCCGUUGAUCUUCCGCCGGUCGAUUUGAACGACUAUUCUAGAAACGGGAGCGAACGUGCUUCCGUUGAGGAAUUUUUUCCCUUGCAAUUUGAAUUAGAUUCUAGCUGAUCAGUCUUAUUGUUUUUCUGGUAAACAGCUGUUCGUAGCGUCCAGUUUCUUACGAAAAUUCCACAUCACUUAUUGAAGUGAAAUUCUAUGCGAAAAUCUCGCUAUCGGGGUCGAGUUUUCCCAUAAAAUUUUCCAUUAGACGAGAAGACUUCUUUCAGUUGUGCGAUUCUCAGACGAAAGCGAAUGGAGUCAUUCCCUAACGAGUUUUUCAAUCCGUAUAGUCAUGUUUAAGGUAAUGAGUGAACCUAACGAUGAAUUUCCAUGCUGCGCGUCAGUUUUUUUACGACGUUGCAAGUCGGUGAUUCCCAGUCUUGCAUUGUAGCACUGUGCUCUACACAGUAUGUGUGCGCGGGGAAAACAAUUCAAACCCAAUUAAUUUUAACUUUGAAAUUAAACGGCGAUGUUUUUUUCUUCUUGGAUUUCUUUGUAUUAAGAUCACUUGGUCGCCUGAACUUUUUUUUCCAGAAAAGACUUAAUGUUUUUUUUCCUUUUUUAAAACUGCAGCUGUAUUUGGUUCUUAGUUUGAAAUAUCCAGUUCCACGCUAUCAAUUCGCCCAAGGCCUAGCAGGUGGAAGUCAAUUCUAUCCCCAAGUCUUGCAGUCGUGUAGGAGAUGUUUAAUAGGAUUCGGUUAAAAAAAUGGAGUGUAGUUUGGCAAAUUAUGCCCUAUUUUUAUCAAAUGUGGCCGACAAACACAGAAAGAUCGGCGCAUCACAAUUCGAUACGAUUAAUUCCGUAUCACAUCAGUUGUUACGAUUCUUGUUAGCAAGGGCAUAUUCUGCCUGCAAUCAGCGGGCAUUCCAAUUGGGAAUUAAAAAUGAUAAUUUUUAUUUCAAAGAAUAGUUGUUCGAAACACAACCUAAAAUUGAACGAAAUCGUUACAAUACUUCAGAGGCUGUGUUUGUUGGUGCGCUUGUUUUUCCGGCCAGCGGACGCCCGUAUUGGAGGAUAUCUCACGAUAGUUUGAGUUACGAGUCUCUUCUGCGGCGUGCAGAACUAUAUUCAAUGUGAGGUACACCACAAAAUGUUAGUCAGUUAUUACAGAUAAAGGUCACAAUUGAAAGUAUGACGCUAAAGAAAGAAAGCAGAAAGGGUUACAAAAAUGGAGAGAACGCGGACGCAUACGAAAAAGUGAAAAAAACAGGUUGAAUGUCUUGUCUUAUGUAAGACGUGAGGUAAGCGUUCUCAUCAUUACUGAACAGAAAAGGUGUCAACACCUGCCCUACCAAAAAUGUUUUUUUCUUUCACGCCGCACGCACAUAAAUCAGUGUUAUUUUUAAGGCCACAAAGGCUGAGUUUUUCAAUAAACUUUGUGAAUCUUCCGGCUUUCAGAUACUACAUCAGCAGUUAGAAAUAGCGUUUCCACUGCGCGAUUUUUAAAUAACGUGGGUUACCACGCAACCACUACUGCUUCCAAAUAUAGCUAAUUGCUCCCCUAAACUGGCGGUCGUUAGUUUGUCUUUGACACCUGAACAGAAUAUGUCGUUAAAUCUUUGGUGAAAAGCGACAACCUUGCCACAUUUUCACUCAGCUACCCUUGAUGGUUGCCAGGAGAAUUUCCUCCGUUUCAAGCCGAGCAUAACUUGAUUACAUUAUUAUUUUCUUUCACAAGUUGCUAGGCAAAAUAAGCUUUAUCCAACCAUUCAUACAAAAACAUGUCUGGUCAAAAAGAAGUUCUAGUAUCACUUGGAUUGUUUUUAAAAAUGGAAAAAAAAAAUUGGCAUACUCUUUUUGUCUGUCUGUUUUAUUUUUCAGGGAUGUAUUCCAAAAAACAGAGCAGACAUUUUAUGGUUGUUUGCCUGUUACUAUAAACUGACCGGAAAAUGAGACAAAAUGAUGGUUCCCCACGCCGAUUGUGAAUAGGUUAAACGUUCGCGGCGCCAAGACCAAUGGAUGAAUGAGAUCGAUUAAUUAUUGUUGAAUGGAAGUCUCUUUUAUUUGAGCAAUUCAGACACGACUCGUUUGACAUCCUUAAACUUUAAAAAAACUCAUUAGGAUGCUUAAUGCGAUGGUAGCUGUCAUUUCCAUCAUAGAUACGUCGUGGAGUAAACAUCGAGAGCGAAAGCAUGACCUCUGCCUAUUUUCAUAUAGCCUUCAGUUUUUGUCGAGGUUUUAGAGUCCGACUCUUCUUGUCCUUAAAACUCUGAGACUACAGGACUCGAUACAACUUACUUAUUCGUAGUAAUAGCUAAUUGCUUUUCAGUAAACGUUUCUCACAAAUCAUUAUCAAACUUAAAGGAGCCUGUUUUUACAUACCAUAAUCAUCAGCAAUAUGAAAACUGAAAAUUUAAAUAUUUCAACCCAGUCAGAUCUUUGAAUUACGAAUAUGAACCAUUCCUCUUGUGCUGCUUGGUUCAGUGCGCUAGAUAUUUCAACCCAGUCAGAUAUUUGAAUUACGAAUAUCAACAAUUCCUCUGGUGCUGCUUGGUUCAGUGCGCUAGCCAUCGGUUUUUUAUGAAGCGACUGCGAAGCCAUCUUGAAACUUCUCCUUUUAAAAGGCACUCCAGAUUAAUUUCAAACGCAGUGGUUUUCCAGCCCGAAUUCUCUAAUAAACCAGUCCUUGAUUCUGUCUUCUAAUUCAGGGUAACUCAUUUGCGAUCCUGUCGUUCCCUUGUUCUUCAGCACGUGGCGACAGAAAUUCUCAUUCGGUUCAGUUUUUAAGAGGCUUUUAGGACGCACAUGUUUGGCAAAGAAUUCUGGAAAUAAUGAUUUAGCUGCCAAAUGAACUUCUCUCACACAAGAUUCCGUGUUGGUGAAAGUAUGAGACGAACUGAACGAAUCCAGACUACGGCAGCUAGAGGUGGUGCUGCUUGAAGUAGAGAAGUGUCCAUAAAAUACCUCUUUCUUGAAACUUUCCUUACGCAUUUCUUUUCUAGUUAUCGUUUGCAGUUGGUGAGUCAUUUCUCUGCUGCGAUUUAUGUUGUUGUUUUCUUUUUGGUUCAGAAACUUGACAAUCCUUUCAGAGCAGAGGAAACAAUUAGCAGAUCUGCACACGACAGUUAAAAACUAAUGAUAAUAAAGGAAUAUAGAUCAGCUGUCUCGUUUUUUCUUUUUUUUUUUAAAAAAAAAGGAAAGUUACGUAACAAAUGCUCUAAACAUGUGGCAAAACGCGUGAGUCGCAUAUUAAUUAGAAGCGGAGUCAUUUUCAUAUUCAGCCAUCGAUUACACCGUAUAGCGUUUUGUAGUGUUUCCUGAGAGCGACAUCAAAAUCGCAAGAACCUUUAAACAAUCAAAACGAUUUUUCUCCACAAGAUAGACACUAAAGAGACUCCUUGCACAGGGCGACAUACUUGAACCUCUCUCAGAUAACUGAGUGCAACUGGAUAAAUAUCGUUUGUCAAUUUUUGCAAGACAAAUGUUGUAACAGGACGUUUGCCUCUAGGUAUUCAUUUUUUCUGCGGUGCAAAGCGUCUAGAACGUGCGUUGGAUCGAAACGAAUGAAGACUUCUUUUUAAGUACAUUAACAAAAACCUCUUUUAUUGUUAGCUACCGUGACGUAUACGACCACCCUUUAAACAUGGAACUCAGUGAUGAUGCGGAAAAAAUGAACGAAAGUAAAUGCAAUAAAAAUACGAAACGAUGAAACCAAGAUAAGACGCAUCAAUCAAACCAUGGAAACACUCUCCGCUGCAGGCCAUCUGGUUAAUAAGAAUUUCAGUGUUUACAAACGAGGGAUUGUUCGAUUUUUAACGUUACUGAACCUCUCCAUUACAAGACUGCAAAACAAUUGCUUUAAAGGACUAAUAACAUUCAACAGCGCAGAAGAACUGAAGAAGUGUUAAAAUAAAGGCUACUAAAAGGCGUUAAACAAUACUCUAUAUUAGCAUCUGAGGGGCUUUUGUUAAGAUACACACAUUCUAUACUCGGCCGAAAAUAGAUGAGUACCAUAUGUGUUUUCUGUUCUUUGUGUUUUCCGUCUUUAUUUAAAUAUUUUUUCACCUUUUUUUUAUACUUCUUUCUUUUGAGGUACAUGGUUGUUUAGAACUUAAGAUCUUGUGCAGAAACUGGUUCAGAUUUAGACAGAGAACAUCUCUAAAAGUUCACUUGAAGUAACAUUUUUGCCGAAUAAACGUCUCGAUGCGGACUGAAAUAACAGUUAUAUUCUUCUUGUCACAUUAAACGUGACUUGAUACCCCGAACACAUUUGUAGAGAAACAGCACGUUUCUUGUGAUCAGAAGCGAAUUAAUUUUUGUUUCGUAAACUCUAUCAUAUUUCAGGGUCGUAUUUCAUUUUCAUGGCUGAUUGUGUAAGAGCAAACUUAGUUUAAAACCGAAAGGAUAAAGUAUGGUGAUUAUAAGAUUUUCGUUUUCGGCACUUCGUUAGUUGUUGACUAAGUAAAUACGUGUCGUUCUUUUUACACUGCAGCGCCGACGGUCUAGACAAGCUGGUCAGCGAGUCAGACAUAGGCUAUCGUGUCCCAAGAUGCAAACUACCAAUUUAAUGACAAAAUCAUCCUUUGAAAGGUUGAUCUUGGUCAGCGAGAAGGCCCUCCCCCGCUGAUAAAUCGAACCCUUAUCAAAUCUCGUUGACGAUUGCUACGUAACGAGGGCUGUCGUGUUGGAGGAGAGUGAAAUGUUACCAAGUAGAGUUGCCUAGAAUUGUGUUUGUGUGCUUUGUGUGACUUAGGACAACUAAUCGGUGGACAAGCUGUCGAUCAUUUGUCCAUGCCAUUUUCCAUUUUCUAUGGGUUUCUACUUAAAUCCUUUGAGAUCUUAAUCACAGGCGUAUUUGACUUUAUAAUGUCGUCCGAAACCACAUAUUGUUUCCUUUGGCUGAUCGGUAGAAAUGUGAAAGGCUGCAAACCGAAACUUAUGCAGUCUUCAGUUGCCGUCGUUAACUUACGAACGUUUUAAUGCACGCUUUAUAUUUAUGUAUUCCUCUCCGCAAGAGUUUCAUACAGGUUUUCUUAAUUUCCUUUGGAUUUUUUUAAUGUUUUAUUUAUUACAAAAAUCGUAUCUAUUUGCUUUACGAUUCUACUCGUAGUUUUAAAAGGAAUUAAUUAGACGUUUCAAAGCAGACUGGAGGCAAAGACAAUUUUGUUUUAUCUUAUCGCCAAAUCUUCCUUAAAUACGAGUUACUCAGUAAAGAGUGAUCCUUUCUCUUAGGCCGCUUUUUGAAUGAGUGGCUAAAAAAAAAAAAUCACCAAUGCCAAUCACAACUGAGGAAAAUUUCACAAGGAGUUAAUGAGAAUUCGAAUAAAACCAUGCGAACUGCUCUUAGCGUGGGAAUGAAUAAGUGAUGUGGUCACAAUUAUUAUUAUUCUGGUUGGUAAAGAAGAUGGCAUGUCACCUUGAACGUGUUCAACCAUCUUUUUAGUCCAGGAAGGCAUUCCCUUUUUCGCUAACGUCGGCCGAAUGGGAUUGCAGCUGUGUGUAUAUUUAAGAUAAGCGUAAGUGAUGCAACAGCCUGUAUUGCUUUGAUCGCUUCGAUAGCUACAUCCUCUGUAAAAAACAUUUUCCCAUCUUAACGAUAGCAGUGACAGUCCAAAAGAUAGCAUGUGUCUCACAAAGACCGCUGGACUUUGAUUGCAACAAUUUUGACGAUCAACCAGGCUUAUUACUAAACUGUAAUCCGUUUUUUCUUGUUCUUUCUUUUCAGUUUUUGAGAUCUUGUUGAAAUUUCACGAGACUCAAGAUUGGCGACAAGCUUUAGGGACUUGCGUACCGCAACGGAAAGGACUGGUGUUGAAGACAUAAGCUGAAUAAAGGUUCCGGAUAGGUCGUUUUAUGACAAUUUAACUUUGGUCAUUUAUACGGAAACGCUUCAAAGACCGCUUCGCGCUGAUGUGAUUACGUGAUAGUAAGGAGAACUGAAAUCACGUGGCAUAGCAAACAGUAUGGCAAGACAUGGAAGGCCAACUUGUUUUUUCAACAAAGCCGAAGCAAAAUAACCAGAACGCAAAAGUUCAGAAUUACUGUAGGAGUCUUGUUUAGAGACUGAAGUUUGGACAGCCUUAGCGGAAGAGAUCAUCAGAGUCAAUUGAAGAGUUGUUUGUUAGUCGAAUGUCGUUAAGUCUUGCUCGUGUACACUGAUGUAUUUCGCAUUAAAACUUGGACCCCUAUGAGUGACUAGCAUCUAAUUCCUCCCAACAACAUCACCCCCCGA
Molecule: messenger RNA, 20799 nt
Organism: Pocillopora meandrina
Lineage: Eukaryota; Metazoa; Cnidaria; Anthozoa; Scleractinia; Pocilloporidae
Source: the annotation of a GenBank genome assembly